AUGCCUCACAAAAAUGACCGAUCUAUUGAGUGGCCUUCUAUUGAAGAGUUUCAAUAUCAACAUUUGCAACAAAAGGGUGAAUGGUUCUUUAACCUCAACAUUCCCCCCUCCUUGGUCUCUGCCUGGCAUUCCAACGUUUCAAACAUACCAACAUUUUCAACAA
Messenger RNA from Racocetra persica, 163 nucleotides. NCBI's taxonomy places the organism in Eukaryota, Fungi, Glomeromycota, Glomeromycetes, Diversisporales, Gigasporaceae. The record is from the annotation of a GenBank genome assembly.